Gambusia affinis (western mosquitofish) is the source of this 6185-nucleotide messenger RNA. Its product is annotated as mitogen-activated protein kinase kinase kinase 12-like. The transcript is spliced from 14 exons. The record is from RefSeq and is a predicted model, not a curated record. Gene Ontology annotation, biological process: protein autophosphorylation; JNK cascade. Bases 307 to 3144 code for a protein of 945 amino acids. NCBI's taxonomy places the organism in Eukaryota, Metazoa, Chordata, Actinopteri, Cyprinodontiformes, Poeciliidae. Gene Ontology annotation, molecular function: ATP binding; JUN kinase kinase kinase activity.
GAGGCCGUGGUAUAAAUUCUUGAGAGUGCGCAGUUUGCGUCCUCAGAAGGUGAUGGAAAAGGAGGAGGAGAAAUAGGAAGCAGGGAAACAUUUAGCUUUACUCUAUUUACCGUUUACUGGAUUUAACCGCAGCUGUGAAGGUGCUCUGGAUGCAGAGGGAGAGGAAACCAAAGAACGGAAGAAUUUGCCUCCUUUUAGGUGAUUAUUAUUUAAAAUACGAGCCCAAACUAUCGAGGAACAGACAUGCAAUCAACAGCGAUGGAGUCCUGUUUUCCGCACUGAGCUUCCAUUGCUCCGGUCUUAUUGAUGGCGCUCGUUCAUGAACCCCGUGCCUCCUCCCCCUCCCUGUCUGGCUUCAACACACCCAUCUCUGACCCGCCAUCCUUUCGUCGGCUCGAUGCCGAGACUCCCUGCACUCCAGAAAUGGACCUGACCCCGACCCAGUGCGUUCUCCGGAACGUCCUCUCCAUAGACACCGGGGCUGCUGUGGAGCCUGGGGGAGGAGGAGGAGUGGGAGAGGGGAAGACUCCCGGGCACAGUCAGACACCUGGUGAAGAACAACAAGAGCACUUUGCCAACAGUGUGCUGAAACUCCAUGAGCAUGAGGGGAGCAGUGGAAGGACAGAGGGAGAGGGACAGGAUCCGGACCGCCCUGUAGUCAGAAGCCAGGCGGAUGACGCCAGGUUGCAGUGCCAGUCCACGGGAGGUGGAGGAGGGUUUCUGGAGGGGCUGUUUGGGUGCCUGCGGCCUGUCUGGACUAUGAUUGGCAAAGCUUACUCUACAGAGCACAAACACGUUCUGGACGAGGAGUGGGAAGUCCCGUUUGAGGAGAUUUCGGACCUACAGUGGGUGGGCAGCGGAGCCCAAGGUGCUGUUUUUCUGGGGAAACUCCACGGACAGGAAGUAGCUGUGAAAAAAGUACGAAACAUCAAAGAGACUGAUAUCAAGCACCUGAGGAAGCUCAAGCAUCCCAACAUAAUCACUUUCAAAGGUAUUUGUACUCAGGCUCCAUGUUACUGCAUCAUUAUGGAGUACUGUGCUCAAGGACAGCUGUACGAAGUCCUGAGAGCGGGCAGGAAGAUCACCCCAUCCCUGCUCAUGGACUGGGCCAUGGGCAUCGCCGGGGGAAUGAACUACCUUCAUCUCCACAAGAUCAUCCACAGAGACCUCAAGUCACCUAACAUGCUCAUCACCUAUGAUGAUGCAGUGAAGAUCUCAGAUUUUGGAACCUCCAAGGAGCUUAAUGACAAGAGCACGAAGAUGUCUUUUGCCGGGACUGUGGCCUGGAUGGCUCCUGAGGUCAUCCGCAAUGAACCCGUUUCAGAGAAGGUGGAUAUUUGGUCAUUUGGCGUUGUGCUGUGGGAGAUGCUGACGGGGGAGGUGCCCUACAAGGACGUGGACUCCUCCGCUAUCAUCUGGGGAGUGGGAAACAACAGCCUGCAGCUGCCUGUGCCUGAUAGCUGUCCAGACAGCUUCAAGCUACUCCUGAAGCAAUGCUGGAACUGCAAGCCAAGAAACAGACCUUCAUUUCGACAAAUCCUCCUACAUCUUGAUAUUGCCUCUGCAGAUAUACUGUCUACUCCACAAGAAACUUACUUUCAGUCUCAGGCGGAGUGGAGAGACGAGGUGAGAGAUAACUUUGAGAAGAUUAAGUCUGAGGGGACGUGUCUUCACAGACUGGAUGAGGAACUCAUCAAACGACGCAGAGAAGAACUCAGACAUGCACUGGACAUCCGGGAGCACUACGAGCGGAAACUGGAGCGAGCCAAUAAUCUCUACAUGGAGCUUAACGCUAUCAUGCUGCAGCUGGAGAUCAAAGAGAAGGAGCUUCUCAAGAGGGAGCAGUCAUUAGACAAAAAAUACCCCAGCUGCUUCAAGCACCACAGCUCCAGACAGUCGGCCUCCUCCAACUCCAUGGAGAAGCUCCUGAAGAAACGCAACGUACCGCAGAAACUACCUUCACACAGCAAGAGACCAGAUUUACUGAAGUCAGAAGUCAUCCUGCCCAAACUGGACUCAUCUAUGACCCAGGUCACCAUCCCCAACAAAGGCUCCACCUCCCCUGGCCGCUCUCGCCGAGGAAAGCCCCGCUACAGGAAGGCCGGCAAGGGCAGCAGCAGCGACCUGGCUCAGCUGAAAGCCACUCUGUCCUCCUCCCUAGCAAUGAUCAAUGCCACCUCAUCCGUUCCCAGCAGCAAGCACCGUCUGGACCCCACAGCGGCGAUCAGGGGCCUCCAGCAUGACCUGCUGCUCAAGAAGAUGUCCUCCUCCAGCCCUGAUCUCAUUUCAACCACCCUGGAGGCAGAGGUCCGCAGGAGGGGGCAGCUAAGGCCUGGAUUGGACAGAGCAGGCAGUCUGAGCGCCUCCGCUGGGCUGGAAGACAGCGGAGAAACAGAGGGGCCGAGGGACAGGCAAGGUGUGGGGGUGGGGGGUGAUGACCUGGUUGAGACGCCCCCACGGAGCGACACGCCCAGUGAAGAUGCAGCAUCCAUUCCAUUCUCCAGCAGCCCAGAUUCACCGUGUGGAAGAGGGGCCGCUGCAGGAAGAGCGUCUGUUCUGGGGAAUGCUCGGGUCUCCCAUGAAGUGGAGGACAAAGAGGAGGGGACAGUGAUCACACGCUCACCCAGAAGUCAGCGCCGCCUCACGCCCGCAGCCUUACUGUACAGGGCAGCAGUCACACGCAGUCAGAGACGUGGACUUUCUUCAGAGGAAGAGGAGGGAGAAGUGGACAGUGAGGUGGAGCUGCCCAGGAGACGGCGGCCAGUGAGCAUCUCCAAAUGUCAGUCGCUGUCAAACUUCAGCCUAGAAAACCUAUCAGUGUCAGACGGCGAGGAGGGCAACACCACUGACCACUCCCACAGUGGCACACCCGACGUAGUCAGCACUAACACGGACGAGCGGCUGGAUGACAAAAGUGACGACUUGCUGUCUCAGGGCUCAGAAAUCCCAGCUGACCCCUGUGAUCCAAGCCAGCUGGGCUCUGAUGGACUGUCUGAGAGAGAAGCUGAAGUACGACAAGUCAAAACGCAGCUCGCUUUGAGUGAACAUAACUGUGAGGGCCUGUACGAUGACUCGGACUGCGACAGUGCAGAACUGGACCAUUCAUGCAGCGCAGAGCCCAAUCAGCCUCCAACCAACUGGUGAAACCCAAACAACCGAACACACAAGAUCUGUACAUCUACAUCUCUGCAUCCUUCUUUUACUGUCAGACAUUAGAAAACCCACAGAGACAACCACAGGAGGGAUUGAAUGCAGAAAGGAAAUGAAAACCUUAUCAUAAAAUCUGUGGAUGUAAAACUAGAGGCAAAGCAAAGCAAUCCGUUUUCAGCUCCAGGACACUACAUCUCAGAGAGGCCAGUGACAAGACUAUCCGUUCAUGUCUUCAGUCAUCUUCCAUGUUGAUUUUUAUAUUUAUUUAUUUUAUACUGUCCAGUGAAAAUAUGAUUAGGAGAUCAUUUCAGGAUUUUUAUACCAAGUUUGACCUGCACUUAUUUUUUAAGAUCUACUUUCAUAAUCUUUUUCCUUUAAAUAUUAUGCACUUAUUUUAAUGUGAAACGGCUGAUAAAAAAAAAAACUGUUUACAUUUAAGGUUGUUUGCAAUUAUUUAUUAUCAUAGUUUUUCCAUUCAUUGCCAUUGUUAAUAUAAGAUGUUGUAAAAUGAACAAAUGUUUUUAUACUUGAGAUUGUAUAACUGAAGGUGCUGACAUUCCUCAGCAGGUGGCGCUAUUAUAUAAGAACCUCAUAAAGCUUUUGCUGGUAGAAUGUAACUUUACCUGCUGUUCAUGUCUGAUCUAAAACAUAAAAAGUAUUGCAGUAUUUAAGUAUUUUGCAGGGGCAAAUGUGUUUUUGGAGAGUUUGAAGGGUUUGUAAUAUUUAAAAAGCAUGUUUGUAAGAAAAAGUAUGCAUAUUUAAGAUGUUUUGAUAUUUCAGUCCAGAAAAUAUUGUUUUUGUGAAAAUUAAACCAACUCUUAGAUGAACAAAUGCUGAUAAAGCAUGUACAGGUGCACCUCAGUAAAUUUAAAAACUAUCAUCUGGAAGGUAAUUUAUCUCAGUAGUUCAACUCAAUAGGUGAAACUCAUGUACUAUAUAGAUUUAUUACAUGGAGGCCUGCAUUUUUCAGCAAUUUAUUUAUUUUUUAUUUUGAUGACUAGUGAAUAAAACCCCAAAUUCCAGCUUCUCAGAAAGUUUAAAUAAUUGCAGUCAUCUUUAGCAAUUCACUUUUUCAGUCUCAUUAUGGAGGGGUCAGUGAGUAUCUGCAGGAAGAUGAGUCAGCUAUUUUGUACAUGUACAUGAUUGUGUUAGCUAUAACAUGUCAAUUAAAAAUAUUUUUUGUUAUUUCGCAUAUAGAAUUGGUUCGUGUAGUAUUCUAACAAACUGAAUUUCGGCCAUAAUCACCAAAACUAACAAAGUAAUGCUUAUAUCACUGUGCAAUAUAUACAUGGGAUUACAUUUUUUAAAUUCAGAAACCUUUUGUUGAUAUUCUAAUUUAUUGAGAUGUGCUUUUUUGGCAAAUAAAUUAAGCGUUAUUCAUCAUCCGUUGGCAACUUAGACAAGACAGUUGAACACACAAUAGUUCAUGUUUACUGAAUGCAAUAUUGUUCAACAGAAGGAAAUAUGAACAGAGGCUCAGUUAUUUACUAUAAACUUGUUAGUGCAAAGGAGAUACUUGUGGAGAAAUUACUAAGUACAUCUUUAUUCCCCCCCAUGUCAUAAGAUUGGCAUGGACUGUUAAAAAAAACCAAGAACACAAAGCUUUACUAACUAUCGUUUCAACGCUUGCACAAAUGACUCAAUGCUCAAGUAUUGAGCCUUUUGUUGGUCUAUUUGUUUUUUCCAGCCAAGAAUCAAGUGAUCAUAAAAACUGGUGCUGAUGUCUUUUUACCUUGCACUUGAACUUGGAUCCGUUCCACAUUUCGAUACCUGACCAGAACACUUGAUAAGAUAAAAUAUGCAGCUUUUUGUCAAUUGUUUUGUUUCUUAUUUACAUUGGUAGACCUUUUUUAAUCAACUCAUCCCCCUCAAAAUUUGAAAUCCUUCAAGAUAAAAUGUUGUCAAUGAGACAAACUACUGCCCUCUAGUGUUCUGAACUAAUAUAAAAUUGAGCUGAACUGAAACAUUUUCUACUGCAUCGAUGUAACUGUACAAUAAAUAUAUUUAAGAAACAAUUUAAAAAUAAAAUCCAACUUGCAAAAUUUCAAACUUUGUUCUUAAAUGCUUUACAAGAGGAAAACAUGAGGCUGGAGGUUUUGAGCAUUUCACAUCUUUAUUUCUGCAUUUUUUAAACAAUGUGGCACCCAGGUCUACAGUCUCAAAGAACGUGCACAAUUUUUUUUUUUUUUUUUGUCCUGCAAAUAAAAAAUAAAAUAAGUUCUGAGUUGAGCAAAGCAAAGAGCAGGAAUUUAGUGUUAACUCACAACCCUUUUCUUUGUCUACUUCAUAUGUGUUCUCCUCAGCCUUGUUUACAUUUAUUAGACAAAAAUUCAGUCCAGAAGUUAUUUCCACUUUGGUAGUUAAAAAAAAUAAUUCUUCCAUUUAAAACAAAUAUUCCAACUUUUUUUCUUUUUCAGUAUAUAUCAAUUUAUACAAAAGAAAAAAUUGAGGAUAACCCUCUGAUCCUGAUCCCUUGAGCCAAGCCCGAAACAUCCCCCACCACCCCCAACAAAAUCCUCCAAAACCAGCAAAAUAAUCAACAAAUGAUCUGAGGACCAGGAGGGCGGGGAGGGUGAAAAUACAACGGAAUGACAUGGAGGAGAGGAAACAUGACAUGCUUUGUAAUACACAUCUGAAUAAAUUAAUCUGAAUGUUAGAACAUUUGUCUUCAUUACCAAAUAUAUUCUGUGAUAGUGCAGCUACAGCUACGUCUUCUCAUCAGGUGACAUUAAGUGUUACAAGCGCUUCGGAUGCACUUCAGUUGAAGAGGGUGACACAGGGUGAGGAUGCUGUGUAUUCUUAAAGCAAGUACAUGAAAAACCCAACAGGUAGGAAUAAAAAGAAGAAAAAAUUAUGUAUAUUGACAGAAUAAAACAGUCACUCUAUUUUUACUUUUGAUACAUUUUAUUUUUCCUCUUUUCCUGUUCAAAGAAAAAAAUUAAUGACUGUACAGAACUAAGUCUAUAUGCCCUAAAUCAGAGUUUUCAAACUCUACUUUCUGUCAUGGAAAAAAAAAGAAAAAAAAAAAAGAAGAA